Messenger RNA from Dentiscutata heterogama, 537 nucleotides. The record is from the annotation of a GenBank genome assembly. Lineage: Eukaryota; Fungi; Glomeromycota; Glomeromycetes; Diversisporales; Gigasporaceae.
AUGCCCUGUUACGUAGAUACUAUUGUGAAAAUUAGUCAGGUUCGUCAAUCUGAUAAAGAAGAAUCGAAGUUAACUGUUGUGUGGGCGAUUGGUGCCUAUCCCGUUAAAAGUGAAGAUCGAGAAAUGGAGAUGGUUUCAUUUAUUCCGAUAAUUGAUUAUGAGAGAGAUCCUAAUUCUCAGUCUGUUUUCGUGAAGAACGAGUAUUACAGCAUAGGUGGGAAGAAGUUUACUGCAGAAAGUCAUAGUAUACUCAGAGAUAUGAAUCCGCCUAUAACCAAGUCUUCUGCAUCUAACUCUUAUUCAUCUAAAUGUGUUAGGGUUGAGGAUGAAGAUCCUAAUCAUAUUGAUUCUGAUUACAUUGAGGAUGAAUGCAAAGAAGAUGUUGUUAAUGAAAGUAAAAAAUCAGGAAGCAUUUGUGAAAAAGUGAUUAAAGGGGAAACAAAUUCUUUUGUUGUUUAUAAUACAAGAAAACGUACUGAAAUGCUCAAAGGUGUAAAUAAUAACUUGGAUGGAAGAGAGUUUAAGAAGGCGAAAUGA